ACGAAUAUGGGAUUUAUUAAUUGGGCCUUUGGCCCAAUAUAUUCACAUAAGAUUCUCUUGCAAACGGUUUUCUAAUAAUAAACAACCCCGAGAGAGAUUCCUCGCAAAAAUUUGAUAGAUAAGUCGAUAAUAGAGGAUCGGAGAAAUGGGCCUCAGAAAUCUACAGCAGUGGAAGAGCUUCGCCAUAGAAGCACUGAAUCAAUCAUUUGUGGUAGCAAGAUUCCUCUGCUUCCUUCAUGUCACCAACACCUAUAUCUGCACUGCUGCUGUAACCUUCGGCCCCAGCAUGCUACCGACUCUCAACCUCACCGGUGACCUCGUUCUGGCUGAGAGGAUCACGCCCCGGAUUGGCAAGGUGGGUCCUGGCGAUGUUGUUCUUGUACGGUCCCCUGUCAAUCCUAGAAGGAUAGUGACCAAGCGCGUGACGGGCAUUGAAGGUGAUAGCGUCACUUACGUUGUUGACCCCAAGAACAGUGAUAAAACCUGUACUAUUGUGGUUCCUAAGGGGCAUAUUUGGAUAGAGGGAGAUAACAUAUACGAUUCUAAUGACUCAAGAAAGUUUGGGGCAGUUCCUUGUGGCCUCCUUCAUGCAAAAGUAUUUUGGAGGGUAUGGCCACCGAAAGAUUUUGGACCUCUGGGACAAAGAGCAAAAUAAAUGAAUGAAUUUCACCACCUGCCUUUAAUGGAGAAGGCUAUCAUGUUUGGGUAGCAAGAAUGGAGGCUCGUUUGGAGGCAAAUGAUCUCUAGGAAGCUGUCGAAGAGGACUAUGAGAUUCUUCCAUUACCUGCAAAUCCAACGAUGGUGCAGAUCAAGAGUCACAAGGAGAAGAAGACAAGAAAGUCUAAGGCAAGAGCUACUUUAUUUGUUGUAGUCUCAUAAGAAAUCUUUGUCAGAAUUAUGACAAUGAAGUUAGCUUUUGAAAUCUGGAAAUUCUUCAAGGAGUAUAAAGGAGAUGAGAGGAUUAAGGGAAUGCAGAUUCUUAAUCUAAUCAAAGAAUUUGAGCUUCAGAAGAUGAAAGAUUCUAGGACGGUGAAGGAAUACUCUAGUAGAUUGCUUGGGAUUGCAAACAAAGUAAGGUUACUUGGUUCCGAAUUUCUUAAUUCCAGAUUAGUUCAAAAAAUAUUUGUAACUGUACCUCAGAGAUCUGAAGCAACCAUUUCCUCUUUGGAAAAUACUAAAGAUUUGUCAUAGAUUAAUUUGGCAGAAUUGAUGCAAGCUUUGCAAGCACAAAAAUAGAGAAGGCUUAUGGGGUCUGAAGGGUCAGUUGAAGGUGCAUAAGCUGCAAAAGUUCAGUCCAAUCAAGGACCAUGGAAGAAGAAUGAGAAAGGCAAAAAGGGAAACUCAGGUAAGGGAAACUUAGGUAAGGGAACAAAAUCUGAUUUCCCUCUUUGCAAACACUGUGGAAGGAAGGGACAUCCUCCCUCCAAAUGCUGGAGAAAGCCAGACCAAAAGUGUGAGAAAUGUUAGAAGAUGGGACAUCACUAAAGAAUUUGUAAAAGUAACAUUCAACAUAAGAAUGUAACACAAGUGAACUUACAGCUAAAGAAUGUUGCUCAAGUUGCUGAUCAAGAAGAGGAGGAGCAACUCUUUGCAGCUACUUGUUUUUCAACCUGUAAUUCAAGUUAGAAGUGGCUCAUUGAUAGCGGGUGUACAAAUCACAUGACCUUUGAUCGUGAUCUCUUCAAAGAAUUGGAUACUUAGUAGUCUCCAAAGUGAAGAUUGGCAAUGGACAGUAAAUUUCAGUCAAAGGAAAAAAGAAUAGUAGCAAUUGAAAGCAUCUCAGGUAUAAAGUUAAUUAAAAAUGUAUUAUUUAUACUUAGACAUAAAACAAAAUCUCGAUUAUUGCACAAUUGUUUGAGAAUGAGUUCAAAGUUCUCUUUGAAAUAAAUCAAUGUCUUAUCAAAUAUUUAGAAGGCAAAGAUGUUUUCAAAGUAAAAAUAAAAGGAAAAAGCUUUGCAUUGGAUCCACUGGAAGAAGAACAAUUAGUGUUUUUUGCAACAAAAAUUAAUGGAGAAAUCUGACACAAGAGAGAUGGCCACUUUAUUUUCUCAUCUUUAUUGAUGAUUAUUUCAGAAUGUGUUGGAUAUAUUUUCUCAAGUUCAAAAUAAAAGUUACUGGUUUGUUCUUGAAAUUCAAGAACUCGGUUGAAAAACGAAGUGGUCAUCACAUUCAAGCUUUGAGGUCAGAUAAUGGCAAGGAAUACACCUCAAAUCAGUUCAAUCUUUUUUUGUGAAGAAGCUGGGAUUGAGCACCAAUUCACUGCUCCAUACACUCUACAGCAAAAUGGAGUCUAUGAGAGGAAAAAUUGAACUAUAAUGGAGAUGGCCAGAUAUUUGUUGCUUGAGAAGAGCUUGCCAAAAGAAUUUUGGGUGGAGGCUGCAAAUACUGCAGUUUUCUUACUCAACAAGCUUCCAACAAAGGGAAAGGCAAUAGAAGGAAAGACACCAUUUGAACCUUGGUAUGGUUUUAAACCUUCUUUGAAAAAUCGUAAACUAUUUGGAUGUUUGUUCUUUGUUCAUGUUGCACAGAUCAAGAGAGAUAAGCUUGAUAAAAGAGCAGAACUUGGUGUAUUUGUGGGUUAUAGCACAACACCAAGAAAAUUUUAAUAAGCAAAGAUGUGUACUUCAUGGAAAAUGACAAGUGGGAUUGGGAAGGAAUGUAAACAAUCAUGUUUCCUGACUUUUUUCUAAAACCACAACUCAUAGAUAAUGAGUUGAUUGAUGAUGUUCCUAUAAGAGGUACAAAAGCACGUUCUGAAAUUUAUUAGAGGUGCAAUGUUGGUGUUCUUGAAUCAGAGCAUUUUGGAAAGUUGAGAAAGAUCCGAAAUGGAUGAUUGCAAUGGAGCUGAACAUAAUAAAAAAAAUCAAACCUGAAAGCUGGUGAAAAGGCCUGCAGACAGAAAAGUCAUUGGAGUGAAGUGGGUGUUCAGGACAAAGCUCAAUACAUAUGGCUCCAUCAAGAAGCACAAAGCCAGACUCGUUGUGAAAGGUUAUGCUCAAAUCCCUGGUGUUGAUUUUUCUGACAGAUUUGCUUCUGUUGCCAGAAUUGGAACAAUCAGGUUGUUGUUGGCUAUUGCUGCACAAAAGGGUUGAAAAGUGUAUCAGCUAGAUGUUAAGUCAGCAUUUCUCAAUGGCUUGCUUGAUGAAGUGCUUUAUGUUGAACAACCGGAGGGGUUUGUUGUGUAAGAGCAAAAGGAAGAUGUGUACUUGCUAAAAAAAGCUUUAUAUGGCCUGAAGCAGGCUCCAAGGGCUUGCUAUAGUAGAACUUAUGAGCACUUGAUGCAGCUGGGAUUCAAAAAAGUCUUAGUGAGGCUACCUCUGCAUCAAAAGUGAUGAGAUCAAUUUUGUUGUUAUUUCAUUGUAUGUGGACGAUUUAUUUGUCACAAGAAGCAACCUGGAACUUGUGAAUAAGUUCAAGAAAUAUAUGCAGUAGACAUUUGAGAUGACUGACUUAGGACAAAUGACAUUUUUCCUUAGAAUGGAAGUUUUAAAAGUAGCAAGAGGUAUUUAUUUGCCAAACCAAAUAUGUCAAAGAAAUUCUGAAGAAAUUCAGAAUGGAUGAAUGUAAGAUUGCUACAACUCCUAUGGGUAAAAAUGAAAAGUUGGGCAAGGAAGAUAUAGAUGAGAAGGUUGAUGAAAUUCUCUACAGAAGUCUAGUGGGUUAUUUGAUGUAUUUAACAACCACUAUUUUAUACUCUGCAAGUAUGCUAUCUAGAUUUACAAAUUGUGCCACUGAAAUUCAUUUUAUUGCUACUAAAAGAGUUUUAAGGUAUGUGAGAGGAACACUAGAUUAUGAGAUCAAGUUCAGCUAGUCAAGAUUGUGUUCUGCUGGGCUAUUCUGAUAGUGAUCAUGGUGGUUUUGAUGAUACGAAGAGUAUUUCAGAUUAUUGUUUUCAUAUGAGGUCAGGGAUGUUCUUUUGGUGUUGUAAAAAAACAAGAGGUGGUUGCUCAAUCAUUUGCAGAAGCUGAAUUAUUGCAGCUAUAGCUGCUGCAAAUCAAGCCUUAUGGCUUAGAAAGGUGGUGUUAUAUACGAACUUGAAGCAAAAGGAAGGCACAAAUGUAUUUGUGGAUAAUCAGGCUGCAAUUGCUAUCUCCAACAAUCCUGUUUUUCAUGGAAAACCAAAACACUUUAACAUCAAGAAGUUUUUCCUCAAAGAGGGUUCUGUCAGUCUGAAAUAUUGCAAAAUAGAUUUUAAUAUUGCAGACAUCUUUACCAAACUUUUGCCAAAAAACAAAUUUGAGUUUUUAAGAGAAAAACUUGGAGUUUAUAGCAUCAAAGCCAAGGAAGAGUGUUAAGAAGUUGACUUGGCUGCUGCUGCUGCAGCAAUUUCAUUCUUGGUCACUAAGUUGCUGCAAUUUCAUUCUUGGUCACUAAGUUGCUGAAAUUUCGCUUAUUUUUCUGUUGUUUUUUAACUUUGACUUGUUCAAUGACAUGUCAUCCAUUAGUUCCAGCUUUUAGUUGUUAAACAUAGAGACUUGUUUCAUGUAGUUGCUUGAUUUUAGCUAUUUCAGUUUUUAUUUCUGUUGUAUUUAAGUUAAUAUUGCAGUCAAUAAAAAUUAGACUUUGCACAACAUUCUUUUUUCUUGCUUUAUUUAAAUAUUUUUCCAACAAGAAAGCCAUCCAAUGGGAUCUUCACCAAUAAAAGUAGGAAGUUCUAGUUUAUUUGAAACAAAAACAGUGAGUUCAAGUGCAUAGUAUGAGGACGGAAAACAAAACCCUGAGGUAUGGGUUCACGACUAGGUUAAAAUGGGUUGGUGAUUUCUGUGAUUUCUCUUUCAUCUACAAUAGCUAUUCUGCAGGCAAUGGUUGAUAAAAGAUUUUCAAUCGAUGAAAGUUUACGGUGGAUUUGCUAUCAGUAGUUUGGAGAACUAAAAGUAGGAAUUUCUAGUUUAUUUGAAACAAAAACAGUGAGUUCAAGUGCAUAGUAGAUUUGAGGACGGAAAACAAAACCCUGUGGUAUGGGUUCACGACUAGGGGAAAAUGGGUUGGUGAUUUCUGUGAUUUCUCUUUCAUCUACAAUAGCUAUUCUGUAGGCAAUGGUUGAUAAAAGAUUUUCAAUCGAUGAAAGUUUACGGUGGAUUUGCUAUUAGUAGUUUGGAGAAACCAUCAUUCAGCAAUGCAAGGUUCCUGUCUUUUCAAGUCGAGAUUCCAUUCGUGGCAAUUAUCCGACAGGUCGUACCAAUAGAUAGAGUAAGGAACCAAUUGAAAGAAAUGGGUUAAAAUUUGACAAAUAACAAAAGAUACAAACUAUCUUCUUCACACUUCAGCAGUAUACUCACUAUCCCUAAGCCAAACAAGCUGGAAUAAAAUACAAAAUUCCCGUCCCCUUCACACCCCUUCUUUUCCUGUGUUUUGAGCAACCUAUGUCUAAGGCCUAGGAAAGAUCUCAUGCUUGGUUUCGAAUUUCAUGCAUUUUUAUGCUUUGUCCAAUCAAAAUUGUAGUUUGGACUGUGCAAUUAAUAUUGGCUGGUGGAAUUGGACUUCCAUGGUAAAGUAGGUACUUUGUAUCUAACCGUUGUAAGAAUUAU
Messenger RNA from Manihot esculenta (cassava), 5528 nucleotides. Its product is annotated as mitochondrial inner membrane protease subunit 1. The transcript has 5 exons. Gene Ontology annotation, cellular component: membrane; mitochondrial inner membrane peptidase complex. Gene Ontology annotation, molecular function: serine-type endopeptidase activity. The coding region runs from base 146 to 655 and encodes 169 amino acids. The record is from RefSeq and is a predicted model, not a curated record. Lineage: Eukaryota; Viridiplantae; Streptophyta; Magnoliopsida; Malpighiales; Euphorbiaceae.